AUGGGCUUUCGUCGUCCGGCUUUUACGAAGCUCUUAUUCGAAUCCCCUUCAGUGGUCAACGGCGAAGAAGAAGAGCUUAAACGAGAAGACUUUGAUUUCGAGCGACGUCUUGGUGAUGGAGCUUUUGGCCAAGUAUGGAGAGUCAGGCACAAGAAAACCUCGCAUUUAUAUGCACUGAAGCAAGUCCCAAAGGAUAAAGUUACUAAAAUGCUUCCACAAUUUCGCCGAGAAGUCUAUAUUAUGUAUGAGCUAAACCACCCUCACAUUAUAAAACUUUAUAAUCACUUUGAAGACGAAAAGAACUUUUAUCUCAUCAUGGAACUUGCUGAAGGUGGCAACCUAUUCCACAAACUCUACAGAGAAAAACAAUUCCUAGAGCGUGUGGCUGCUCAAUACUUCCGUGAAGUCGGCUUGGCAGUCGAGUAUUUGCAUUCGCAUGUCCCAGCAAUUAUUCAUAGAGACAUAAAACCUGAAAAUAUUUUGCUUGACAAAGAUGGAAGAUUGAAACUGACUGAUUUUGGAUGGUCGAAUUACUAUUCAAAAGAUAACGCAAUGCCGAGAUUUACCACUUGUGGGACCUUGGAGUACCUGCCUCCAGAAAUGGUUGAAGAAAAAGGGCAUGACACUUCAGCUGAUAUUUGAUGCCUGGGGAUUUUAUUGUAUGAAAUGCUGAAUGGCUCGACUCCUUUUAAAGCGACGGUCAGGGACCAAAUGUUGAGAAAUAUUGCGAAUGGAAAACCAAAAUUCCCUCUGACGUUUCCUGCAUAUGCAAAAGACUUGAUAAGCAAAAUGCUGGAAAAAGAGCCUGCGAGACGCUUGACGAUCCAACAGGUAAUAAACCACAAAUGAAUGCUUGACCAUCCUCCUAUGCGAGCCACAAUCACGCAGGAGCUGCAGCCAAAGCCUCUUCCUGACUUAAAUGUAGAAAACCCAAACAUCCCUAAAGGCUACGUUGUGAUUUCCAAACAAGAAUCCAAAAAUUCUACAGAAACCUCAGAGCAGCCUGAAGAAGCAAAAUCGCCCACAAAAAAAGCAUCCCAAAAUGAGCCACUAGAAGCUAUAGAAGAAAUGAAAUCACCACAGCCCAACUCAUAUCGCCAGAGCAUCCAACAAAUGAAGCACACUCUCUCACAAAAAGAAGAAGAAACCAAACUAGCCCGUCACAAGCUGCAAGAGCAAGCCCAUGCAUUACAAAAAUAUGAAGAAAACAUAAAACUUUUAGAUGAAAGAAUUAAUGAAAAAAGAAAAGAACUUGCCUUGCUCACUGUCUCUGAAAAAGAAAUGCUGCUGAAGAUUUCUGAUGUAAACUUAGAAUUAGAAAAACUACAGAGUUCAUGUGAUGGCCAUGCCACUGCAGAAAAUAAUGCUAUUAAAUCUAAAGAAUUGCUAGAAAAAGCAAAUGAGGUGAAGCUCUCGCAGAAAAAUUUAGAAAAUUUAAGAGAGGAGGUAAAAAUGAAAUCUAUGGAAAUUAAUGAAAAAGAAAAAAAUUUGAAUUCCUUGCAGAUUUAUCUGAGAAAGCUGCUUGAUGAAGCACAAAAUGAAGGAAAUGAGAAAAAAUCGAAAAUAAAUGAACUGGAAAUAAACUCUGAUGUACUGAGAACGAGGCUGGAAACCCAGAAUAAAACAGCAAAAGAGUUCGGAAACGAUGAAAAAGUCACUGCUAAUGAAAUAUGGGCUAUAUACAGACUUACUUACUUACAUAGUCUUUAAGGUGUCUAGUGCCCACACCCAAGCCUUCUAUAAGGCUAGUCGCCAGAUAAAUCGCCGCACAUCUCACCCGGCGCGUUGCCGUCGCUCGCUCCGACUCAGCUCCUGCGCGUGUUCCGCCUAAGGGUCAUCCUCCCGUGGGGAUGUGCUGAGAGGUAAAACUCCAAGUGUCUUGAAUGCACUGAGAGCCGUGCCUUUGGUUAUCCCCAAAGUUAAACGGCUGUUGCUGUGCAGAAGUUCUCAAGAGAAAACCCAACCCCAUAAAUAAAAUUCCAUAAGGGAGAGAAAAUUGUCAGAGCCAAUUUCUCUCGAACCGAAUGCCAUUUUAUUUAUGGGCUAUAUACAGACAAGGUAUUCUGAGCUGGGAAACCCGCUCACUAGCUUAGAAGAAAAAAUAAUAAAAUCAGAAGAAACCAUCAUAGAGACUGAGCAGCUUCUUACUCCCUCUCUGUGAAUGAAUAAAAAAAUUUUGUUCACUCACGGAGGGGUUAAUUUUUUUUUUUAAAAAAAUUUAUAUCUAAAUUUAUAGAAAAAUAUUUUUUCGAAAUUUAAAAAAAUCCUAAUUUACAAAAAUUGGGAAGCAAAUAUUAAUUUAAUUUGUAAAAUUUAUGUUUUUAAAACGCAAUUCGUUUAAAAUUAAAAAGAAUUAGCUCGAGAUUUCAUUAUACUAAUUAUCACUUAUAUAUCAAAUUUUUUCUAUUAAAAAAAUUUUUGUUCACUCACGGAGGGUGGGUUUUUGAGCAGAAAAUAGGGAUUUUUCUAAUCGUUUUGUUCACUCAAGUAGGGGGAGUUAGCAACUCCAAGCUUGAUUUUGAAGAAAGAAGAGCUCAAGUAGUCCAAGGCGCUCGGAAGAAAAAAGACGAAAUUGCUAAAAAUGCGAAAAAAAUGGCAGAAGAUGCACGGGAAGAGUAUAAAAAUAAAGUAGAGAUGGAUAAACAGGUGCUUAAAGAGGAAUUAAAUGAAGCGAGAAAGCUAGAAAUUAAAUUUUUUGUGGAAGAUGUUGAAAUUGACCAUGCCAAAGAAAAAAUCAAUGUAAGACAAAUGUAGUCUUUGAAAAAAGAUUUAGAAGAAAGAAGGAAAAAAAUCGCAGCACUUCAAGCAAAUAGAAAAGAAAGCCAAGCCAGACUUAACACAAAGAAGAAAGAAGUGGAGGACACUGAAAUGGAGUAUGGCACUUUAAAAGCUCAAAUGUUCCACAACCCGCAAAUUUAUGAUGAAUUAUAA
Molecule: messenger RNA, 2931 nt
Organism: Blepharisma stoltei
Lineage: Eukaryota; Ciliophora; Heterotrichea; Heterotrichida; Blepharismidae
Source: the annotation of a GenBank genome assembly